This is a messenger RNA of Mizuhopecten yessoensis (Yesso scallop), 1434 nucleotides long. Its product is annotated as dipeptidyl peptidase 2-like. The transcript has 10 exons. The record is from RefSeq and is a predicted model, not a curated record. Gene Ontology annotation, molecular function: serine-type exopeptidase activity; dipeptidyl-peptidase activity. NCBI's taxonomy places the organism in Eukaryota, Metazoa, Mollusca, Bivalvia, Pectinida, Pectinidae. The coding region runs from base 55 to 1419 and encodes 454 amino acids. Gene Ontology annotation, cellular component: vesicle. Gene Ontology annotation, biological process: proteolysis.
GUGUUGAAAACGAAACUAAAACUAGCCUAACGUGAGACGAAACAGGAGCAGACGAUGGAGACGGUUCUAUUAGCUGUGAUUUUGUUUGGUUUAUGUGGGUUUUCGUGUGGCUUUAAAGGAGAUUACCAGGAGAGGUUCUUUGACCAGUACAUUGACCAUUUCAACUUUGCAUCUUACGGCAGUAAGACUUACAAGCAACGGUAUUUGAUACAAGAUCGCUGGUGGAGACCUGGAGUUGGACCUAUCCUUUUCUACACUGGCAAUGAAGGUUCCAUCAAUGACUUUGCAGACAACACAGGUUUCAUGUAUGACAUUGCCCCGGAAUUUGAAGGUCUCUUGGUGUUUGCUGAGCACCGUUUCUAUGGAAAGUCCUUCCCUUUCGACCCUGCAGUGGCCUUCACCCAGCCCUACAUUGGCCUUCUGACCAUAGAACAGGCCCUAGCAGACUUCGCCAUGCUCGUCACUCAUCUUAAGGUGCAGCUCAACAGCACUGAUUGUCCGGUCAUUGCCUUUGGUGGCAGUUACGGUGGAAUGCUGAGUGCCUACAUGCGGUUUAAAUAUCCUAAUGUCAUUGCGGGUAGUAUAGCAGCCAGCGCGCCCAUCUUUCUCCUCACACCCGACCUCGACCGCACAUUCUUCUUUAAGGAGGUCACUAAUGACUUUGCUGCUGUCAGUUCAAACUGUGUGGACAGAGUCCGGCAGGCUUUUAUACAGAUGGACAGUUUGGCUGCUCAGGGCACAACAGGACUUGCUCAGUUGUCUAAGACCUUUAAUCUCUGUAGCCCAUUAGCAAGCAACAAAGAAUAUCGCCACCUGCUUGGUUGGAUUAGAAAUGGAUUUACAGUUCUUGCCAUGAUGGAUUAUCCGUACCAAACCGACUUUUUGGGAAAUCUGCCUGCUUUCCCUGUCCAGGUGGCGUGUGGGUACAUCACUAACGGUACAGAUGUCAUCCUCGGGCUUGCAAAGGCUGCAGACAUCCUGUACAAUUCCAUCCCAGUCAAGUGUCACGACAUUUUCAAGGAGUAUGUGGAGUGUGCUGAUCCCUCAGGAUGUGGUCAAGGUCCUGACAGUAUAGCCUGGGACUACCAGGCCUGUACAGAGGUUCAUCUUAGUGCAGGAAGUAACAACAUGACAGACAUGUUUCCUGUCCUUCCCUUCACUUCACAGAUCCGGACAGAGUACUGCCAGCAGCGAUGGAAUGUCACCCCUAGAGACGACUGGGCCACCACACAGUUCUGGGGCAGGGAUUUGGACAGAGCCAGCAACAUAGUGUUUUCUAAUGGUGAUCUGGACCCCUGGAGAGGAGGUGGGGUAAGUACAAAGUUAUGUCCCCCUGGAUGGAGGUGUGUUAAGUUAAGGGUUAUGUCCCCUGGAGGAGUAAUCGGGUCAGUAAAGAUUUGUGUCCCCCUGGAGGAGUAAUGGGGUAAGUAAAGA